AUCACAAACCAAUAUGACAACAUUCAACACAACACCAGCACCACACUAACAACUACUACUACUCCUUGGUCUUCUUCUAAAGUCUCAACCCCCACCCUCUUUUAUUGCCGAGUCCAUUGCACCGUUUCAUUCAAAGACUUUGUACAUCUCUCUCUCUCUCUCUCUCUCUCUCUCUCAUUUUCUUGCAUUUAUGGCCAAAGGAAGUGGACUUUCUGUUGAUUCAGAUCCGAUUGGGUUCUUUUGCCACCAGCCAAUGGUACUCAACUCGUUCCCUGAAGACAACCCUGGCCGAGAACCCAAGUGGAAGCUGGGUGCCAUGGAUGCCGCUCUCACCAGCUCAGCUCCCCCGACUAUCCAAUUCCCACUCAACCUUAACUGGUCCCGUCGCCAAGAUUCUCCUUCAUCGUCAGACAACAAACGCACUGUUAUCGACGAGGUGGACUUCUUUGCCGAGAAACACGGCCGAGACAACAAAGCUUCCUGUACCGAUACCGACAGAAAAGACUCGCGGGACCGUCAGGCCGCGUUAGAGUUUAACGUAAACACUGGUUUGAAUCUUCUUACUACCAACACUAGUAGCGACCAAUCCAUGGUGGACGAUGGCCUAUCACCGAACGUGGAAGAUAAAAGAGCUAAGAGUGAGAUGGCUGUUCUUCAAACUGAGUUUAAGCGAAUGAAGACCGAGAAUCAGCGUCUAAAAGAGAUGAUUGAUCAGGUUUCUACCAAUUAUAAUACUCUACGGAUGCAUUUCGUUACUCUUAUGAAGGCUCAGCCAUCCAAAAACCCUGAAGAAAGUGGUAUAUUGGUGGAUGGCAAAAACAAUGGAUCACUAAUAGUGCCAAGACAGUUCAUGGAUCUUCGGCUGGCGACUAAUGGUGAUGCUAAUAAUGAGAACUCGUUGUCUACAUUAAUGGAAGAAAGAAGCCGGGAGUGGAACCGGUCAGGAUCGCCAGGUAAAACGGCAGAAGCCAUGGCGUCAGAGUUUAUAACGAGUAAAAGUGGGAAUCUGAACGAGGAGCUUGUGUUUCAUCAGGAUAAAAAGGAAGAUGGUAGUAAAAUUGGGAGAGGGGAUCGUAGCCCAGAUCAAGCUUCACAAGAAUGGAGUCCUCCUAAUAAGGUUCCUAGAUUCAAUCCUCCAAACGAUGUACUUCAUGAUCAAACGGAGGCCGCCACGAUGAGGAAGGCCCGCGUAUCGGUUAGAGCUCGAUCAGAGGCGCCUAUGAUCACUGAUGGCUGCCAAUGGCGGAAGUAUGGACAGAAGAUGGCUAAGGGAAACCCAUGUCCUCGAGCUUACUAUCGCUGCACCAUGGCUAAUGGUUGCCCAGUCCGAAAACAAGUACAGAGAUGUGCAGAAGAUCGGACGAUCCUUGUAACAACAUAUGAAGGCAAUCAUAGCCAUCCCUUACCCCCGAACGCCAUGGCAAUGGCAUCGACAACUUCAUCAGCAGCACAAAUGCUGCUGUCGGGCUCUAUGUCUAGUGCUGAUGGAAUAAUGAACUCAAAUUUCCUCACUAGUACACUGCUGCCAUGCUCCUCUAACAUGGCAACCAUCUCAGCCUCAGCCCCAUUUCCCACUAUUACAUUAGACUUAACUCAAUCCCCCAACCCAUUACAAUUCCAAAUCCCAUUCUCAAACCUAGCCCAGAGCAUUUCCGAUGCCCAGACCACAUCGUUGCCUCAAAUAUUUGGUCAAGCACUUCACAUUAAUCAAUCAAGAUUCUCUGGUCUUCAAAUGUCCGGCCAAGAUAUGGACCCUUCUCAAUUGGGUCACCUUCAGCCACACGCAUUGGCAUUAAUGAACCAGUUGGGGCAGCAGAACUCGCUUUCUGAUACCCUCAGUGCUGCCACUGCUGCCAUUGCCGCGGACCCGAACUUCACUUCAGCUCUUGUAGCAGCCAUCACUUCGAUUAUUGGUGCUAGUUCUCAAACGAACAACAAUAGUAACAACAAUGCCAACUUGACAAGCACUACCAGCAGCAAUGCCAACUUAACUUCUCCUAGCAACAGCAAUGGCAACAAUAAUAUCAGCAAUUCAAGUUUCCAAGGCAAUUGAGGCGAGGCUACUUUUCUUUCAGUUUUCUUUUAUUGGGAAGAAUUCUUUAAUGAAUUUUUGUUCUGUUUUUAUACUUUGUUCCAAAUUGUAUGUCGAUACAAGUGAAAACAAUAGAAUGGAAAAUUAAAAUAUAUAUAGAAGAAAGACAUGCGUAGUUUCCUUGUUCUGUAAGGAUCCAGAAACCAAAGGAAGGGUGUUUUGUCUUCCAUCUUUUAUUUUUGUCAAUGUAUGUUAUAAAUUA
Juglans microcarpa x Juglans regia is the source of this 2294-nucleotide messenger RNA. Its product is annotated as probable WRKY transcription factor 31. The transcript is spliced from 5 exons. Gene Ontology annotation, molecular function: DNA-binding transcription factor activity; sequence-specific DNA binding. The record is from RefSeq and is a predicted model, not a curated record. The coding region runs from base 191 to 2053 and encodes 620 amino acids. NCBI's taxonomy places the organism in Eukaryota, Viridiplantae, Streptophyta, Magnoliopsida, Fagales, Juglandaceae. Gene Ontology annotation, biological process: regulation of DNA-templated transcription.